UUUUCUUCCCCAAAUUUUUGGCGCGAAUACAAAAAAGAUGGAAGAAGAUCCAUUUGACUUCGAAUCCGAUAUCCUGUUGGCAACGUCACCCGUGGUUGCUCCAAAACGACGGAAGAAGGUGAUCGGUUUGGAUGAUCUGUUGGCAGAUCACCAUGAAGAGAAGAACAAGGCGGUUGAGAGAGAAAGGAAAUUGGCCAGAGGUAAAAGUAGAUCUAUCAUAGAUCACGACGAGGACGAAGAAGAUGGUAGAGUUGCUAAACUCUCCAAAUAUGUCAACGAAUGUCACGAAAAGAUGACUCAGUUGAGCGAUGAAGACGAUGUAUUCAAUUGGGGUCUUCUUGUUUUUGGGGAGCAGAAAGCCUUUCCGUCAUAUGCAUUUAGCAAUGUUCAUUGUUGCUCACUUUUCCAUUCUAUUAUGAGUCAUGAAGUGAAUACACUUGUUGAAUUAUCUUCAGAAUCGGGAGAAAUCUUUUUUGAAGGAUUGUUAGCUGAUGGGUGGUUAUUGACAUCGGUUUGCAAAUGUGGUGAAGUAGAUGAAUCCAUUGCGAAAUGGACUUUUCACUUGAUGCUGUAUUCAUCAAAAGAAGUGCUCAGAAGGGCUGCAGUAGAUUUUUGGUGUGCAAUCUUAUUACUAAAAAAUGAGGAUGGUUCAAAGUCUUUAAGGAUUGACUGGCUACCAGGCUAUCCAGAACUUAAAGGUGCUCUGGAACGUUAUGGUUUCCUAUUCGAUGAACCUACUCAAGGCUCUUCUGAUAUUGAAAUGGAUGUUGAAGAUUCCGAGUCCAUGGGACCUCCUCAUAAUAUUAGAGCAUGGAUCAAGUAUGUAGCUGCUUGUAGCCAAGCAAGGGAUAUGCAUGUUAUCUUCUCCCCAUCAGAUUCUACGGAGCUAAUUGCUGUUAUAAUAUGUCUCUUAUUAGACCGACAACUAAUAGGCAUUACUAUAGAUCUUAGUGAAUGCUUGUUAGCUUUAGUCAAUUUUUUCACAGAUGAAGAGUGGAGAUCCUACUGUACAGUAGCUGCCAGAUCUGUUGCCUUAAGGGUCCCAAAGGAUAUCAAUAGCCUGAGAGCUGUUGAGUGCAUUCCUGCAGUUUGUGGGCGCACCAAACUACUCAGAAGUACCGUUGCGUUCCAAGUUCUUCUUUCUUACUUUGACGAGGCAGAGGAUGAAGUGGAGUUGAUGAGGCAGUUGAGCUUGUUCAAUUUGAAAGACAAAGACUGUGAUCUUUUCAAAAUAUACAUUUUCAUGGUGCUGACGGAGAAUUGGUUUCUGUAUAACUCUGUGCCAAAACACAAACCGUUGCUGAAUGAGAUGUGGGGUCUGUAUCUUCGCAACUGCUCUUGCCAAAUCAACAUCACAGACACGAGGUCUUAUGCUUCAAAGGUCCGCAGUAGAGCUUCUUAUCUUUUGCAAGGCACCAGCGACAGAUUAUUGUAGCUUUCGCUAUGCUAAUACACACAGUAUGUUCAUCUUUUGAUGUGGGUUGGUGUCUGCUUUACCACCAUGUAUUUAGAAAUGGCUUGAUUGUAGUUGUGUCUGAUUUAUAUUUGUCUAGUACAACAAAUUUUGUAAAUGGCAAAAAGCCUGAAACUGUAAAUUUGUAUGGGUAGUUUUGGUAACAUCAUUGGUGGUUCGUACUAAAAUGUCUAUUGAUUUUGAA
This is a messenger RNA of Erigeron canadensis, 1658 nucleotides long. RefSeq lists its product as uncharacterized. Bases 38 to 1435 code for a protein of 465 amino acids. The record is from RefSeq and is a predicted model, not a curated record. The transcript has 13 exons. Lineage: Eukaryota; Viridiplantae; Streptophyta; Magnoliopsida; Asterales; Asteraceae.